AUGUUCGGUAGACUGAAGGACUACCGAAUGAGGGUGAACCCAACGAAGUGCGCCUUCGGUGUAUCUUCCGGUAAAUUUCUCGGAUUCAUGAUCAGCCAAAGGGGAAUCGAGGCUAAUCCCAAGAAAAUCAAGGCCAUAAUCAACAUGGAAACGCCGAAGACACAGAAGGACAUUCAAAGCCUUACCGGACAUGUCGCUGCCCUGACACGCUUCAUCUCCAAGGCUACCGACAGGUGCGUGCCGUUCUUCAAAGCCUUGAAAGAGGGCAAACAUCAUAUCGCAUGGACUCCCGAAUGCGACCAGGCAUUUCAAGACUUGAAGAACUACAUGAGCAAGGCACCGCUAUUAUCAAAACCGCUCCCAGGAGAAGUCCUCCUCCUCUACCUUUUGGUAUCCAAAACUGUCGUCAGCUCAGUAUUGAUACGGAAGCCAGUGAAGGCAGAGCUACCGAUUUUCUAUGUCAGCAAGGCUCUUCAGAGCGCAGAACUUCGGUACCCACCCUUAGAGCAGCUAGCACUAGCCCUGGUCGUCUCGGCACAAAGGCUUCGCCCAUGCUUCCAGGCGCACGAGAUCACUGUUCUGACAAACCAGCCCCUUCGGCCAAGGCCUGCAGAAAAAGGUCAGGCUGUUGCCGACUUCAUCUCCGAGCUCACACCUCCUGCACUAUUGGAAACAUCCUGUCCGAAUUCUAUUCUUACUGCACCGGAGAAAAUGGAUGCCGAGCGCUUUGACACUUCCGUCCCUCUCUGGAUUCUGCACGUGGAUGGCUCGGCAAACCAGCAAGGCUGUGGUGCCGGCUUAGUGUUAACCACUCUGGACGGUGGCAAAGGCAAAUAUGCCCUCCGAUUCAACUUCAGGACCUCUAACAACGAGGCAGGGUAUGAGGCUCUCCUGGCUGGCCUUCGGCUAGCCAAGAGUAUUGAUACGGAAGCCAGAGAAGGCAGAGCUACCGAUUUUCUAUGUCAGCAAGGCUCUUCAGAGCGCAGAACUUCGGUACCCACCCUUAGAGCAGCUAGCACUAGCCCUGGUCGUCUCGGCGCAAAGGCUUCGCCCAUGCUUCCAGGCGCACGAGAUCACUGUUCUGACAAACCAGCCCCUUCGGCAGGUACUCCAAAAGCCAAAAACGUCGGGCCGAUUGGGCAAAUGGGCAAUCGAGUUAGGAGAAUUUGA
This is a messenger RNA of Prunus armeniaca (apricot), 1170 nucleotides long. The record is from the annotation of a GenBank genome assembly. Lineage: Eukaryota; Viridiplantae; Streptophyta; Magnoliopsida; Rosales; Rosaceae.